AAAAUCAGCGCAAGUUAGAGGAACCCUGGCAUAGCGUAUAGCAAAUUGCUUUGCUUUUUUUAAACUGAAGCAGAAGAUUUUGAAAGCUUUUAAAAGCAACCAUGUCCGGUAAGGGCUUCCAGGGUUUUAAACAACAUGCAGAAGGGGAGGUCCAGGAUGCUGCAAAUGCGCUGGGAAAGUCUGCACAGCAGGUAGUGAACCAGGCUACAGAUGCGGGUCAGAAAGCUAUUGAUCAGGCUUGCAAGACUGCUCAAGAAGGUGUCGAAAAAACAACUGGACAAGCAUCAGAAGCCGUGUCUGGCCUUGGGAAAAAAAUUGGAUUUAAGAAAUGAUGAUAAUUUAAACAAAAGAGUGUGAGAUGUAAAAUCAAAGUUUGCACUGCAAUUCAGUAAUCAUUUGUGUAGAAAUAUGAAAGCUGUUUGAGAUUUGGAUCAUUUACUGUGCUUAGCUUUAUGCCAUAUGCAGAAUACUCACCUACCAAAUAGUUUAAAAAAACAAUCUUGUAUGAUCUAGUCAUAAUCUCCCAUUCAACACAAAUCAUGAAAGUUUCAGCAUUGGCUAAGGUAUUGUCUGUCUCGUACAGUGAUGUAAAGAUUGUUGAUACAUUAGUUCAAUGUACCUAAGAAUUUAAAUGAUGAAACUGCCAUCACAUAGGUAAUAAACAGCAGAAGGUUUACCUAUGACAUGCAUGGUUUUUUUUCCCAGCCAGAGCUAGGUUGUUGUUACAUUUCAAGCCAAACGUUCAUUUAUUCUAACAUUUU
Molecule: messenger RNA, 761 nt
Organism: Chelonia mydas (Green sea turtle)
Lineage: Eukaryota; Metazoa; Chordata; Testudines; Cheloniidae
Gene: ADIRF
Product: adipogenesis regulatory factor
Exons: 3
Coding region: 102-332 (76 amino acids)
Biological process (GO): positive regulation of fat cell differentiation
Cellular component (GO): nucleus
Source: RefSeq, a predicted model, not a curated record